CAACGUGCGCUGAAAGGACACAUCAUUGUAUUUCCCACUACACCUGAAGCACUUGCACCCUUUUUGCCACCACCAUUGGAAGAUGUGGUGACCCCAAUGUGUGUCGUGUUUGUUGGUUCCCACACCCCUUCUAAAGAGUGGCUUUUGUCCAAUGCUCGACCUUUGUUAGUUCGACAAGAGAAAGUGCGAGCUGCAUUACAAUGGCUCAUUGCCAAUAAUCCACUGUAUAGUGAUGUUGUUUUACAUGAAGGAAAUCUGGCACACAUUCCACACCAUGACAUAGCCCCAGUGCCAAUUGAGGUGCACCAUGCCACAGUUGCAAGCGAUGCCCCUGGCUCCCAUUAUGAUGAUCCUUUGGUUAAUGUGGCUUCCGAUGAUUCCAUUCCCUCUCACUUCAGCAACCUUUUGCCCAGUGUGCUGGUCACUGACUUAGACAUGUGUGAUGCCACAUCUGCUGAAAUGACUGCAGCAGCACUUUGUCACCUUAAGCGUGCCAGUGGUGAAAUAGGUGGUCACAUUCAAGUGGUCAAUCAUUACUCUGAUCCCCAUUUACUGCCUCUUUUAUAUCCCACUUUAUACCCCUAUGGCAUUGGAGGAUAUCACCCCAGUUGUGCCUCCCCCCUGAGUUUGCCCAGAAUGGCCAAACAUCUG
Molecule: messenger RNA, 651 nt
Organism: Cantharellus anzutake
Lineage: Eukaryota; Fungi; Basidiomycota; Agaricomycetes; Cantharellales; Hydnaceae
Exons: 2
Source: RefSeq, a predicted model, not a curated record